This is a messenger RNA of Didymella exigua CBS 183.55, 1047 nucleotides long. RefSeq lists its product as uncharacterized. The transcript has a single exon. Bases 1 to 1047 code for a protein of 348 amino acids. NCBI's taxonomy places the organism in Eukaryota, Fungi, Ascomycota, Dothideomycetes, Pleosporales, Didymellaceae. The record is from RefSeq and is a predicted model, not a curated record.
AUGGCGGCUACCAACAACCCGCUCGAGGGCGCCUCCUCGGGCUGCACCGUCUCACAACAAACCCUCACCAUCGCCGGCAUCCACGUGACCAUCCACGGCCUCGCAGAGGUCCCCCCGACCGCCGACUCGGUCACGUGUCUGUGGCUGCUCAACCCGCGUCUGCAGACCAAAGAAACCAUGGCCCCAGUCGCCGCCCAGAUAAUCAGCGGAUGGAACGCGACCAACCCCAAAAAGACCGGCCUCAUCGCCGCCGCCUUUGACCAGCGCAACCACGGCACCCGCCUCGUCGACAAGCUGCACAACGAGGCCUGGCGCCAGGGCAACGACACCCACGCCCAGGACAUGUUCGGCUGCUACCACGGCACCGCGACCGACACCUCGCAGCUCAUCGACCACCUGCCGUCGUACAUUUUCCGCGACCCCACCUCGCCGCGCAUCACAGCCCACAUGGCCCUCGGCAUCAGCCUCGGCGGCCACGCAACAUGGCACUGUCUGCUCGCCGAUCCGCGCAUCACCGCCGGCGUCGUCGGCAUAGGCUGUCCGGACUACACGCGCCUCAUGACCGACCGCGCCCGCCUGUCCAAGCGCACCACAUUCACCGCCACCGCGCCGCCCGGCGCGUCCUUUCUGGGCUCGUGCGACUUCCCCCCCGCGCUGCAGCGCGCCGUCGCGCAGUACGACCCCGCGGGCCUGCUGACGCCGGGCGUCUUCAAUCCCACGGGGCCAGAUGCGCCCUUGACACCCGUAGCGCUGGACCGCUUCGCGCGGCUCGCGCGGGAGCGGUUGCGCGGCAAGGCGAUUCUGAAUCUCGGCGGCGCCGCCGACAAGCUGGUGCCGUACGCCGCGGGCCGUCCGUUCCUGGACACGCUCAAGCGCGUGCUGCGCGACGAUCCGAGUCUGGACCUGCGGCUGGAGGAUGUGCAGUUUGAGGGCGUGGGGCAUGCGUUUCCACCUGCCAUGGUGCAGACGGCUACGGCGUGGAUAUGCCGUCUUUUGACGCAGCGGGAGAGGGAGCAGGGCGGUGCGAGAAGGGGGAGCAACAUGUGA